AUGUCGCGAUCACUAGCACGCCGCAUCUACUCCGACGUCUUCGCCAAAUGGCCCAAGCAGGACCUCCGGCCGGACUACCAGUUCCAGGACGUCCUGGGCAAGGUCGUCGACGAGCGGUUCAGCGCGUACAAGCCCGCCAUGGAGACGGAGGAGCUGCUCAAGGCGAGGGCGCUGCAGUUUCUGGUGCAGAACAAGUUUAGGGACAGGUAUAAGCUCAAGGGCCCCAUGCUGCAGCCAAAGAGCCAGCCGACGUAUUUCGAGGACCUGGUCAGGGAGAUUGAGGAGGCGCCCAAGAGGACCUGGCUGGAGAGGUUGGGCAAGAGGUUGUCGGGCAUGAUUAGACUGCAGUGA
Trichoderma reesei QM6a is the source of this 351-nucleotide messenger RNA. RefSeq lists its product as uncharacterized. Bases 1 to 351 code for a protein of 116 amino acids. NCBI's taxonomy places the organism in Eukaryota, Fungi, Ascomycota, Sordariomycetes, Hypocreales, Hypocreaceae. Gene Ontology annotation, molecular function: ribosome binding. The record is from RefSeq and is a predicted model, not a curated record. Gene Ontology annotation, biological process: mitochondrial respiratory chain complex III assembly. Gene Ontology annotation, cellular component: mitochondrion; Cbp3p-Cbp6 complex. The transcript has 3 exons.